Messenger RNA from Phytomonas sp. Hart1, 1905 nucleotides. The record is from the annotation of a GenBank genome assembly. NCBI's taxonomy places the organism in Eukaryota, Euglenozoa, Kinetoplastea, Trypanosomatida, Trypanosomatidae.
AUGAAGCUGAGUCGAUCUAUUUCAGCAUCUAUGGGAAUUACAAAGAGCGCAGGUCAUGGAAGAUUGCCUUUUUUUCGCUUGCGUCAGCAGCCCUUUUCGUUUUCAGCGCCACAUCUCUUUCCAUUGGGAACCGCCCUCUUUUAUUCGUGCCGCACAAUCGCCGAGUAUCCUACCCCUACACGUCGCAUCAUUAAUAAGACGUCUAAGAAAGCUUAUAACUACCUCACCGGAGAGCGCCUUAUUCCGGUAAAACGGGUCAAAUUUACCAAGAAGUUUCUUCGCACACACGACGACAAAAGCUUUGCGAUUCGAAAGAACUACAAGCAUAAACUUCUGCAGGAUAUUGAUACUAAAAUUCACUAUUUAAAACCAGAGAUCAAGGAGAAUAUCUUUUUCCCCCCUAUUCGAAAUCGAGUGGACGGUAAGCGCUUGUUUCGCGGGAACCGUUCUUUCACACCGUGCAUCUUUAUGCGAAUAUGUUAUGAUGUGAUGAAAAUGAUAACCAGCGGCGCCCAUCGCGAGGAGUUAAUUAAACUAAUGCAAGAGGCGGGGAUAUCGCCCCUUCCGAGUGAUGACGUCUGGCGCCGCUAUACCGACCCCAAAACCGGCGAUAUCAAUAUCGGUUUGCUUUACUCUAGAUAUUUGGAACGCUAUUUUUUACGAAUAGGUGAAAAGUUUGUUCACAAAAAUUCGACUCAAUUCAAAAGGAUCUCCAUUAUUCAGGCUUAUAUACUUAUACAUUUUACUGAUUCCUCGAAAAUUCCGUCUCUGCUAGAGUGGUCGGAAAAGCUAGGAGCCCUUAAUAAGGAGGAGUUGAGUAACAGGGCUCGUCCGGAAGAUACCAUAUCCAUCGCAUUAAAUGAAGAAAACUUUCAUCUUAAGUCCUACGGAAGGAAACAAAUAGAGAACGUAGUUUCGAAUAUGUCACUUGAAGAACAGAAGUGUGUGUUUAAUUACGUCACGGAACAUGGGAAUGAACUCUUUAAGAAGAUGUGUGACCAUUUGUUGUUUGCUGCUCAAGUUAUGCUGGCAGUUAACUCUAUGCCGGAUAUAAAAGCUAUCCAAAAGCCGUCUCUCGUGUAUUUCUUCGAAAAACGGAUGCGCCACAUUAUUAAACAAAACGGAUCGUGGUUCCCUUGUACCCACAAGUUAAUUACCGAAUACUCGCAGCUUUCAUCCGAAGAACAGAAAAAGUACUACUGUUUUAAUAUGCACAUGGAGAAGCGCAGUUUAAGUGCUUCACAUUUGUAUAUUCGCUAUUGCAAUCGUGAUUACGGCAUCGGGCGCAGCGAGGCCACUCGCCGUUAUUUCAAUCUUUCAGACCUCCAACACGCAGCGUUAAACUUCCCGUUUUACUACCCUAUUACACCCAAAAGUGCCACUAGCAUUGCAUUUCGCAAGUUCUACAUUGAGAUGUGCAUGCAGCUUGGGUUUCAUAAAAAAAUAUACAUUAACUCCCUGGGAAACCGUUACCUUGAGUCCUCCAUGAGGAUCAAAUGGAAGCAGUUGGAUCCCUCAGAACGGAAGAAGUAUUAUGAGCCGGAUACCGUUGGACUCACUUUUCCACUGCAGCCGUUGCCCUCGGAUGGGCUGAGCGGGGAGGAUUUCAUCAGCGCGGGGACGUCUCCGACAGAUGUCAAGAGGGUUUCCGCGGAUGGGUCCACCAAUACGGCGGAGGCAGUCAAAUCCACCCCAUCCUCCGAGAUACCUUAUCAAUCGGAUCUAAACGACGGGUUUAAGGCUGAUGGACCGCAGAACGCUUUGGAUCCCCACUUGUCCGUGUAUGUCGAUCCUAGCAUGACGGAAACUCAGAAGAUCGCUACGACAGUUGGGGUAAGAAUACCCGUGGCGGAUCCCUAUAGAAAUAAUGCAACCAAGAUCAUGCCAACUAUGGUAAUAAUAUAA